Molecule: messenger RNA, 1149 nt
Organism: Racocetra fulgida
Lineage: Eukaryota; Fungi; Glomeromycota; Glomeromycetes; Diversisporales; Gigasporaceae
Source: the annotation of a GenBank genome assembly
AUGAGCGAUUUGAAUGCUAACAAGGCUUCAAGUGCGCAGACUUCAUUACCGCGAGAACGUGUUUUUAUUGACUCAAGUGAUCCCUCAUUUCCCAAUCAAGUAAUUAACAACAACAGCGAACAAACAUUUAAACCUCCAUUUCCUCCCACCAUUACUCCCCAAGAUUUGGUAGAGAAAAGACCUGAUGGACGCGCUCCUGCUAGAGCUCCAAAUUCUUUCAUUGUCUAUCGAAAAGCAUGCGUCGAGGAGGCACGUAAAAAGGGUUAUUACUUACCAAUGACUGUCAUUUCCUCAAUUGCCUCCAAAUCGUGGGAACAAGAACCUGAGACGGUAAAAAAUGAGUACAUGAGAAUCGCACGAGAAGCCUGCGAAUAUCAUAGUGAAAUUUAUCCGAAAUAUCACAAACGAAAGAAACGUGAAAAAUGGAAUAUCAUUUCAUUUAAACAAUCAAAUCGAUCUGGCACUCUAUCAACAAACAAUUCGACUCAAUUCCCCAAAUCUUCCAGCUCGAAAGAACUUAAUACAGUCGAUGUCGUACCUUCGAGCUGUCCGCCAUCAGGGAGUCUUCGAUCUUCUGAAAUCGUCUGUGAUGAGCCAUCGGAUACGUUCCAAACCCCGAAUGUUCGUAAUACACUAUCACCGAAUUCACGUAAUAGUCAUGAUUUUUACAGCCAAACCAUUUGCCCGAGUCCCGAUCCCUCAUUUGAUGAUGAUCACCGACAAAUAGUUGAUAUGAAUGUUUCAAAUAAUCAAUUAUCUCCUGAUUUCCUUCAACUAGGUAUAACACAUCAAUUUGGUAGAGCCGCAUAUCCAAGCCCUGAUGUAAACUCGGAAGAUUUUCUUAAAACUCCUAUUCCAAAUUUGAUGUCUUUGCUCAAUGCAUCAUUAUUUCAAACCCCUACUAUGAGAGAUGAAUCCAAUAAUGCCAUAAACAUGCAUAACUGUACCAUGGCAAACUGGUUUAAUCAACCAUGGCAAGACAAUUUACAAGAGAGUGACAAUCCUUUAAAUGGAACCUAUAACGAUGGCAUCAAUUUUGAUGCAUUCGGGAUCUCCUUUUCGAAUAUGUCAGAUACUGUGACCAAUAAUAUUCAAUCUGAAAAAAGUGAGAAUAGUAAAGCUUGGAAUAAUUCUAAUAAUCCUUUUUAA